Messenger RNA from Parastagonospora nodorum SN15, 1731 nucleotides. RefSeq lists its product as hypothetical. Bases 1 to 1731 code for a protein of 576 amino acids. The transcript is spliced from 3 exons. The record is from RefSeq and is a predicted model, not a curated record. NCBI's taxonomy places the organism in Eukaryota, Fungi, Ascomycota, Dothideomycetes, Pleosporales, Phaeosphaeriaceae.
AUGCGACAUCAUGCUGCUCAGGACAGCACGAAAUCUGGUGCGCCUAUUGCGCAGGUACUGAAUGAUACGGAUCCAAUCCAAGAUGCCACAAAUCCCUCGUCCACGUCACAUGUGUCUCAAGCAGCACCCUUCAGUGGUAAGCUAGCUGACCUACUGCUUGACACACCGGAUCGACUGCGAACAAGCGAGUGGAGGCGUGCAGAGCAUCAAUAUGAGGAACCAUCCCGGACAGCUGGCGAGAAUCCAGUCUUCAAGCUUCCGCAGCUUCCACAGCUGCCCACAAAGACUACAGAACGUGCUAGGAUACCGCCUUUGCUCCAGGGUCUUCAUCAGCCACCUCCGCUUCCACCUUCUGGUAGACUGUUUCCGCCCAUUACGGAUGGAGCCAGCGGCUUUGAGCAAGACAUUCGCAACAGGAUCAAUUCCGUUAGUGCAUCCCAUGAAGCGCGGAGUAAAGCAAGUAAGGACAGUGUGUCGUCUAGAACGGUGGAAUCAAACGAUUCGAAUGACGUCGAUGGUGAACACGAGAAGGACGAUCAAGAUGACCUACCCCCAGCAAAGCCUGUGUCCACCCAGGAUGAAGACUUGCCUUCUCCUCCAGCGGCGGACGGAAGCGAAUCACAAACAGCACCUCACAAACAGAAGGGCAAAAAGAGGAAGAGGUGGUCUGAUGAUGAGACUAGAGACUUGCUGUUGGGUGUCAGCAGAUUUGGCAUCGGCAAAUGGAAGAGGAUUUUACAGUGCCCAGAUUACACAUUCCAUGAACGGACUGCUGUUGAUCUGAAGGACCGGUUUCGCGUAUGCUGUACACCCGAAGGCUCAAAGCGAAGAGGACACAAGCGACAGGAUGAGGAGAUAGGAGAAAGGAAAUCUGGCGUAGAGAGACCAAGCAACGAGUCUGCAACCCCGAACGACGUGAGCACCAAAGCCGCUGAAGACGAGUUACGAGUGACGCAUCCAACAUUAGUGCAUUUGGGUAUCAACACGCCUUUUGCUAAGAGUACACGGCGUCCACGUCGUGGCUUCACAUCACGAGAUGAUGAGAAUCUGCGCAAGGGUUUCGAAAAGUACGGCGCUGCUUGGCAUUCGAUGCGCGACGACAGGGAAUUAGGAUUUGGAGCUCGUCAUUCCACGGAUUUGCGCGAUCGGUUUCGCAUCCGGUUCCCACAAAUAUACGCUCAGGCAGGGUAUAAAACCAAGAGCAAAGCCAAGACCAGGCGAGAUGAGAAGGAAGAUUCGAGCAAGCCAUCAGACGCUGUGCCCUCACAGGAACCAAAAGAGUCUAUUCCAGAGUCUAGGAAGAGAAGCCAUGUCGAAGACAGUGUUCCGGAAGUCACUGUCAGUGAUGUUACAGAACGCUACCUGGUACCCACCUCCAGCGCGAAACAACAAUUACCCUACAACUUGUACCAAACGGAUCCCGGCCCAUUCUCCUUUGGAGAUGUCUCGAGCGGGAUGCCACCUGACAAGGACGACUUCAGCAACAUCGUACUGAAUCGAAAUAUCUUACAAUGGGCGGACGCUAACAACUUCCUAAUGGCAAACGCAACAACCACCGCGACCGGCUCAUACGCUACGAACCAUGCACUCGACAUGUCGAUGCACAUUACAUAUCCGAAUGACGGCCACAUAGACCCCAUGGCCACGCUCAAACUCCCAUUGAUGGGGCCUUCUGCGCACGCCGAAUCUGCCGACGAUUGUGUUUCCGCAUGUACCUGCUGCGAGUGCUAG